Messenger RNA from Lytechinus pictus (painted urchin), 3932 nucleotides. RefSeq lists its product as uncharacterized. The coding region runs from base 312 to 1328 and encodes 338 amino acids. Lineage: Eukaryota; Metazoa; Echinodermata; Echinoidea; Temnopleuroida; Toxopneustidae. The record is from RefSeq and is a predicted model, not a curated record. The transcript is spliced from 2 exons.
AUUGGCAGGCAUUUAUGGUGGGUAUUACCAAAGCUAUAACGACUUGUGGGGAUUUGCCACUUGUAUAUUGAUAUCUUAAAAAGGCUUUAAAAACUAGUAUGGCCUGCAUUAUACUCAGCAUUUUCAACCACAAAGCUCGAUCAGCAGGUCCGGCUGUGUCCUAAACAAAAUUCUGUCCAAUUUGUCACAAUACAAGAAGGACUUCUUCAAAUCUUGGUACCAUUUCGGAUUGAAACGCAAUCAAACAGUUCGUCCAUCUGAUCACUCUAGCUGAAGAUACUGAACUCGUCAUUUCGAUUACAACAAAAGACAUGGCUGUUUCCCGGAACGAAGAUAACACACAAAAGGGUCUUCAAACCUUGGAAGAAAGCCUCUCUGAGAUGCCCUUGAACAUGCGGCUUUUCUCACUCUCGAUGCGUUCUUUGUAUGCUGACAAAGCAGUUGGAGGGGGCAGCCAAGCUGCUGUAGACUUCCGAAAGCUCCGUGACAACACACGGGACGACGCGAUGGUUUAUCUAAAAGGAGUGCUUCCGGUGGCCACCAAGUUCGUUUCCAACAUCAGUGAGUUCUUCGAGUUUUACACUGCUCUUUCGUACGAAGAAUGGUGCGACAUGUUGAAAGAUAUCACACAGGAAAUAAGCAGCUAUAAGGGACUUGCGGUGAUCCUAGUGCAGAUGCACCAAGAUAUACUGGUACCGCUAAAGAAAAGAGAAGACGACGCCACUGUGAUUGUCAAAUCACUCCAAAACCUACAAGCGGAGUACGACAAGAAAAGAAAAGAGCUCGAAAGUUCCGCUGCAACAAAAAGCGGAUGGGCAAUUGGGCUGUCAUUUGUUCCCUUUAUAGGCGCUAUAGCAGGCCCAGUGCUAGCUGCCUCCGCAAACAGUGACCUCGCAGAAGCAGUCGCCAAAGGAGAAGAGUGCUACAUUCAGGAAAGAGCCGCCAUUGCGAUCAAGGAAUGUCUCGUCCCUGCCCUCAAAAACUUCAUCGGUGGUCUUGAGGCUGCAGCCGGUUUCUUUUCUGUCAUGGAGAAUGAGCUGGCGAAGUUUGAGGGCAAAGCCAACAAAGCCUUAGAAAAUAAACUGAUGCUUCAUUACAAAGUGAUGAAGACAGAAGCCGAAAAGAUGGAUGGGCUGUGCAUGAAAUUCCACGCUGUUCUACCGGCCGUCCGUACUGAUUUUCUCGCCAUCCCUACGACUGGAACCGACAAGUCCUACGUUGAUAAGUGGCUUGAAGAGCAGAAGAAGGUCAUCAAAAGAAAGCUAAAAGAUAAGGCUGGGGGUAUCUUAAAGGCCAUCAAAGAUUCUGACCCUGCUUCUGAAAAUUAACUUUAACGAAGCAGAACGGAAUAUCGCGGGCUGAAAAUCCUCUUUUGUAUAAAGCACUGGCGUACAUUAUUGGGCUCGCGGGCAUGCCCCCCCCCCCCCAAAAAAAAAAAAAAGUUUCACAACCGAGGAAACAAAACAGAAACGGAAAGAAAUUGAAAAUUAAAGAGGAUGGAAUUUUAUGGUAUUUUCUAUGUCAUGAAAAUCUUUACCGAAAUUAGAUUUUGGUAGUAAAAGGUCAAAUUGUUCUGUCUUGCAACGUUAUAGAAAUAUUUCACCAUAUGGCACAUCUGACUCCUAAAAUUUUUGGAUCCAUUGCGAUCUGGUAUAGACGACCAUUCCCACUCCCUUUAAAUCCCUUGAGGAAUGAAAUAUUGCAUGUUUUAAUCAGCACAUGCCCAUGCAGCGAUGGAUUGGGGGUACUUGAUCCCCAAAGUUCCAAGAUGAAAAAGAAAAUGAGACCAAAAAAACACAAUAAAUAACUUCAAAAUGAAACCUUUCUCCUCCCCCCCCCCCCCUUACAUACAGCCUUAUUUUCGAUAUCGAUCCACCUUAGUUGCGAGCAAGAUAAACUAAAAAGAAAAUCUGUUUUCACCACAUCCAUAUUGCACCUUCCCAGUGGCGUACCUAGGAUUUUCCACAGGGGGGGGGGGGCAAAUCGGCCGCAAAAAAAGGUCUUCAAUCAAAAAUAAAGGUUUUCGUACCAGAAAAAAAAUUGACAAGCAAAAAAAAAAAAAGGUCUUCAAGCUCGUCAGGGAGGGGGGUAUGGUUUUUGUAUGGGUUGUGGCUCGUCAGGGGGGCAGACUGCCCCCCCCCCCCGUAGGUACGCUAGUGCACCUUCCUUUGGCUUAGCAAAAACAUUUCGUUACAAUUGCCAGCCACUGAUCUGUUUAUCAAACACACACACAUAAAAAGCACCUCAUCUGAAAUUGUGACUGUACAAGGUUUUUUUUUCUUAUAUGGGCAUCAUGAUUUAUGGCGAAAAAGUCCACGCUUUUUUAAGUCAAAUUGCUAUCAUUUGAAUUAUUAACUUGAUUGGUGUGCAUUUGUAUUUGUAUAUGUUUUCCAUUUAGGGCAUUAUCUAAAAUGUCUUUGGCACGAAGUUGCGGCUUAUUAUUGAAAACACUUAAAGAUUAUACGACAAUACACCAGACGUUGGACUGUACUGUUUCCAGAAGAAGAAGAAGAAGAAGAAGAUUGCAAGUUAAAGGAUGUUCGGUAUUAUAACAUUGUUGUCUAGAAAUCGGAAGAUAUUUUAUAUCUUUAGAAUGAAGUUUAAUAUUUGCAUCAAUUUAUUGUUAUUUUAAUUGGCCUAUAAUACGUAUAAUAAUAGGCCUAUGCGGUGCGAAAAUGAAAUCUUGUGUGUGCGGUUUUUUUUUUUUUUUUUGGGGGGGGGGUAGGUAGUUUUUGUAUGCCUUGGUAUUUUCUGGUCUUCAGAUGGCGUUGACUUCGGUGGUGGCAUUUGACUAGUUUGCAGCACAGACCCUGAUUGGAACUUUCAGUACACAAGGCAUGAGUAGGCUGCACAUUCAGACCCUUAACUCGAGUGAAGCCGAAAAGAUGGAUGGGCUGUGCAUGAAAUUCCACGCUGUUCUACCGGCCGUCCGUACUGAUUUUCUCGCCAUCCCUACGACUGGAACCGACAAGUCCUACGUUGAUAAGUGGCUUGAAGAGCAGAAGAAGGUCAUCAACAGAAAGCUAAAGGUUAAGGCUGUUGGUAUCUUGAAAGCCAUCAGAGAGCAUGACCCUGCUUCUGAAAAGUAAAAUAGACGAAGUAGAACGGAAUAUCACGCGCUGAUAUAAAAUCAUCAACAGGGCCUAUAUUACUGUUGAACAUGAUGUCAAAAUACAUCAGGAGUUCAUGUUUUUGUACUAAAAAUGUCAAGGGUUUCUAGUUUGAAACUAUUUAGAAACUUUGUCCCAUAUUGGCCCAUCUGGCCUCCUCGAAAUUGUUGGCCCAUUGCAUAACUCAAAACAUGACAGUGCACCUGUGAUUUCCUGGGGAGAAUUUGGCAAAACAGAUCAGUCCGUUUCAAAUCUUGGUCUCUUUGAGCUGCAUUCAAAACAUACUGUUUGAAGUUGCAAAUAUUUGUAUAUAUUAUGUCGCUUUACAUCGCAUCGUAUUUCAUAAUGAUAAACUAAAUCAGUUUGGUUUAAUACAGACCAAAACAUGCUGGUAUAUGCUAGAGGCCCCUUCUAUACAAAAGAAUUACAAACAUUUCAUAUUAUUUUUGCUGAAGUGUCUAAGAUUUGUAUUAAAAUAGGACACAGUUGUUUUUCUUUCAUUUCUUAACAUAUAAUGUUUUGAAGGUUUACUUGGUGUUAUUGAGAAUAUAAAAGAUAAUAAUGCUUUAUCAAAUCAUGUGAUAAUUUUGAUAAAAAUAUGAUUUACACUAAUCGUAAACUGGGGAGUGUUCCCACAUGUAGGUAAAUACGCACGAAAUACAUUGACGCUGCACCAUACUAAAUUGAAAAUGUUUCCCUGUCGUAUGUUAAUGUCGUAAGUCAAUUAUAUUUUAGUUUUUAUUUUAUUACAUUUAACUCCAUGUCACUUCCCUCUUUCAUUUUUUUUCUUUCACUGAUCUUCACCCAUCAAAGUCAAUUGAC